Molecule: messenger RNA, 414 nt
Organism: Metopolophium dirhodum (rose-grain aphid)
Lineage: Eukaryota; Metazoa; Arthropoda; Insecta; Hemiptera; Aphididae
Exons: 1
Coding region: 1-414 (137 amino acids)
Source: RefSeq, a predicted model, not a curated record
AUGAAGUUCAGGUCAAUUAAUAAGUUUCCACCUGCCAGCAUUGGUUAUACGGUUCGAGUCACCAUACUAGACGUGGAUAGAGGUAGAGGAGAUCCGCGAAAUAUUCUGUUUGCAGUAGUAUCAAUAAAAGAUGGAGAAUACUAUGAACUAGGUAAUAAAGAAGGAACGAUAGAACAACAUUACUCUAGGUCUCAAUUUGAUGUUUGUCCUGAUCCAUUAAUUACAGUAGACGAGGUGUCAAAUACAAAAAAAUCGUUAAGAGAAAUCGCAAAAAAUAUGUCAUCGUUAGGUGGUCAGGGUUAUCAACGUUGUGCAUGUAAAUCAAAUUGCAAAACAAAUAAAUGCAAAUGCAAAGCAUCUGGCAUUUUAUGCAAUUCUAAAUGUCAUCAAAGUUUACUAUGUUUAAAUAAAUAA